Hylaeus volcanicus is the source of this 1117-nucleotide messenger RNA. RefSeq names its product LDLR chaperone boca (gene boca). Gene Ontology annotation, biological process: protein folding. The transcript has 5 exons. NCBI's taxonomy places the organism in Eukaryota, Metazoa, Arthropoda, Insecta, Hymenoptera, Colletidae. The record is from RefSeq and is a predicted model, not a curated record. The coding region runs from base 410 to 1024 and encodes 204 amino acids.
UUUUAAGCCAAUUUCUAAUGUAAACACUACCAAUCAUUGUAGUUGUACGAUUCUUAUUAUAAACAAUAUUUUGUUCACUCAACGUAAUCUCAAAUGUCUUGUAUGAAAAGAAUUUUUACGCCGAAUAAGCAGCUCGUUGAGUUACACAUCCCGAGAUGUUCUGGAGGGGUCAUCCUAGUUCAUACGUGUUGCCACCUGAUGGCUACAGUAUUCAACAGUAUUUGUCGAUUCGGAAAAUGAGAUUUAAUAAGGAUAAAGUCGCGAAUACGUUCUGAAUAUCGUUCUAAAUACCGAUUCCUUCAAGAAUAUCCUCACUCUAAAACAGAUUUCUACUGUAAAUAUUUGCCCAGAAAAAUAAAAAAUCUUUGGUUUCUUUUUGUGAGAUAUUUUUGUUUUCACAACUCUGAAUAUGAAUAAAGGAAUCGUCGUAUGUAGUAUAUUCUUGUUACUUUACGUCGAGGCAAGUAACGACGCGAAAUCAAGCAAAAAGAAAUCAUGGCGAGAGAAAGAUAUACGAGAUAUGACCGAAGCAGAUUUAGAGCAUUUGCUAGACCAGUGGGAGGAAAACGACGAACCUUUGGAACCGGAUGAACUACCGGAACAUCUCAGACCCAGUCCAAAAAUUGACAUUUCAAAGAUUAAUAUGUCAAAUCCUGACAAUGUACUCAAAGUGACUAAAAAAGGUAAAAGUGUCAUGAUGUUUGUGGACACUAUAGAGGAUAUUUCAGUAGAAGAAGCUGAAGUAAUAAUGAAAAUCUGGCACACUAGUUUUCAGAAUAAUCAUAUUGCUGCCGAAAGAUACCCAAUUGAUCAAAAAAGAUCUGUAUUCUUAUUUCGAGAAGGUUCCCAAGCUGUAGAUGCAAAAAAUUAUUUGCUGCAACAGCCAGAAUUGUCUCAUAUUACUCUUGAAGGGCAUACCUAUUACAGAGAUCCACAAAAACAGGGCAAAACUAUGCCAAAACUUAACAAGGUUGUAAACACCCAAAGUACAAUGGACGAGAAACAGAGAAAAGCAGAGUUAUAAAUUGCUAUAAAUAUACAUUCUUUAAAGACACAAAAUAUAUUGUUUGUAUAUUUUUAUACAUUGUAAAUAAUUAUAAGCAAAUCUAUAAGCAAA